CCUAAUUUAAUUUAUUUACGGGAGGGAUAUCCAGAUAUUCCCUCCUUACUCACUAUAUGCAUGUAAAAUAUCACGCAAUUCAUAAUGGCUGGUCAAGCCUCUGGAGGAGAGGAUGGGUGGAUCUCGGAGGAGUCCAACUUUUGUGGGGAUGAGGAAACGCGGGAAGCACUUGAACAGCAGAUCCGGAAUUCCAAGCCAACGGAGUUCCUCGACGUUUUCAAACGAUACCCAAACAAUCUCGCUGCGAGAGUCACCUCUGAAAAUGAAAAUGACCAGAAAGCUGCGAGCGACGCAAAGCCGAACCAGUGGUUCGAAGGCGACAAAGCCCAUCGUCAGCCUAACGAGACGGUCAAGCGGUUCCUCAAGCGCAUGCCGCCGCUGACCACUGUUGGAUCGACUGUUCUCCCAUGGCUCUUCGUCGAUGGCCCCGACCCUCAUGUCGACGAGAGCACCGAAAGGGAUCUCGGAAAAUUCACCGAACUUGGCGUCGAGCUGCAGAAUCAGUUCAUGGAACAGAAGAGGAGAGCCGAGACAGCCGAUCCGAACCGGCCAAAGCAGACCAUCACCAAGAUGCUAAAGCCGGAUCGCGAUGCGUUGGUAGAAGGAAUCCGAGCCAUCGCGAAAGAAAAUGGCAUCCUAUUCGGCAAAUGGAUGCUCUUCCCGCCGCUGGAAGACCUCCCCCGCAUCUGGCGGAAGGUCUGCGAAGGCGUGAUUGCCGGGCAGCUGGGGCCGCAGGCAAAAGUCGCGACGGCGGACUUCGAAGGAGAUCCGAAGAUACGCGUCAUAUGUAUCUACACCAAAGACUUCGACAACCAGGAUGAUGUGCUGCGGGUGCUGCUCGGCCUGAAGGACUUGGGGAUCGUGUCGGAGACGGAUUCAAGGGGGAUUUACUACAAAGCAGACGCGUAUACCUACCUUGACAUCAAGUCGGACAACCCGUUCGGGAUUCGGGCAAGUAUGUACUCCAGUCGAGACGUGUUGAAGGCCAAGGAAUUGAAGCGGGGGAGAGCCGACACGAACGGGAUGGGAGGGAAAACGGGGAAGAAGCAGGUGACAUUGAGCCAGUUUAUGAAGUAAGAACUGAUGAGAAGUUCAUGACGGAUCAUAUCCCGGCGUUAGUACCAGUGGGUUUCAGUUCUAUACCGACGAGCGCCGUCUGCAGCGUUUCCAGUGUUGAGGUCGUAUAGAAAUUUACGCGUCUGUACAGCUUACCUGGAUCUUGCGUGCGUUGAUCGGGGUCGAUAAUGGCAAAGGCCUAAAAUUUGGGCAA
Molecule: messenger RNA, 1270 nt
Organism: Eremomyces bilateralis CBS 781.70
Lineage: Eukaryota; Fungi; Ascomycota; Dothideomycetes; Eremomycetales; Eremomycetaceae
Product: DUF1917-domain-containing protein
Exons: 3
Coding region: 85-1077 (330 amino acids)
Source: RefSeq, a predicted model, not a curated record